GGGGAAGGAGCCUGAGCCUCCUCCAGGUUGGGUGACUCUGGUCUCCCUCAGCUGCCAUGGAUUGGAAAACGCUGCAGGCGCUGCUCAGCGGGGUCAACAAGUACUCCACAGCCUUCAGCCGCAUCUGGCUCUCCAUGGUCUUUGUCUUCCGUGUGCUGGUCUACGUGGUGGCGGCCGAGAAGGUCUGGGGUGACGAGCAGAAGGACUUUGACUGCAACACGCGGCAGCCGGGCUGCACCAACGUCUGCUUUGACCACUUCUUCCCCGUCUCCCACAUCCGCCUCUGGGCCCUGCAGCUCAUCUUUGUCACUUGUCCUUCCCUCCUGGUCAUCAUGCACGUGGCCUACAGGGAGGACCGCGAGAGGAAGAACCGGGAGAAGAAUGGAGAGAAUUGCCCCAAGCUCUACAGCAACACAGGCAAGAAGCACGGCGGGCUGUGGUGGACCUACCUGUUCAGCCUCUUCUUCAAGCUUAUCAUAGAGAUCCUGUUCCUCUACCUCCUCCACAAGAUGUGGGACAGCUUCGAUUUGCCACGGCUGGUCAAGUGCUCCAACGUGGAUCCCUGUCCCAACACCGUGGACUGCUACAUCGCUCGGCCAACCGAGAAAAGGGUCUUCACCUAUUUCAUGGUUGGAGCCUCCUCCAUCUGCAUCGUCCUCACCGUCUGUGAGAUCUUCUACCUCAUCUUCAAGCGAGUUGUGCAGAGGACAAGGAAGUGGAGGAAAUCCACCAAGCGCUCCGUCAGCUACAGCAAGGCCUCCACCUGCCACUGCCAUGUCAAAUCAGAGGAGAAGGACAACAAGUCCCAGCCUAGAGGAGAAGAGCUGUGAGCUCACCCACCCCAGACGGUUCACAUUCCCCUCAACUUGGCUUUUCCAGCCUGGCAAAUCCCUGAACCCUCAAGAGUCGACCCGUGUGAAAAAUGACUAAACUCAACAAAGUAAUGUCCCUGGAGAGAGACCCACGGGUGCCUGAGCAGACACAGGUAAGGCAAGGGCAGCCCUGGAGCUCUGCAGGUGGCAGUGCCACAAGCAUGGACGUCACAGCAGCACACAGAUCCUCCGAGUCCAGCAGCUUCUCUUGGGUUCUGCAGCUCUGCUGCUCCCAUGCUGGGUGUGAGUGCCCCCAGCUGGUGCCCAGCCAGGGCUGGUGUCACCCAGUGCGUGCCAGUCCUCCCAGCUCACUGUGCCUCACACAUGCACUGCUUUCUUUUGUACCAAGAAACCAAAGGAAUUCUGGGCUCCGUGGCCAGAGCUCUCUUCAUGCACCAAAAGUAAUGACAGAGGACCGGGACUCCAGUCUGUUGGCAACUGUUCUGCUGGCCCAGUUUGCUAUUUCUCCCCCUUGGCUCACACAAGCACCAAGCCAUGUUUUGCCCAAAAGCCCUUGCUGGCUCUGCUGCUUCCCUUGGUGCCUCUGUGUCCUCCCUCACCUCAGAUGCACAUCACAUGCGGCACACGCUAUGGAUCCAAAAGUCCAAUAAAUGUCGUGUUUGGAGACACCAAGAUCUGCUCUUCACGCUGGAAAUUGGGGGACUGGUGAGGGCAGAAGACAUGGAUUUGCAGAGGUUCCUCAGGAGCCUGCAGCCAGGUCCUUCUCCUCCGCCUGAGCGGGGCAUUGGUCGAGCCCACGGCCGAGCUCACGUCCGCCCGUUCCGCCUCUCCCAGCUUGUCACGCGUCGUUAAACUUUA
Pyrgilauda ruficollis (rufous-necked snowfinch) is the source of this 1691-nucleotide messenger RNA. It is a transcript of the gene GJB3, whose product is annotated as gap junction protein beta 3. Gene Ontology annotation, cellular component: connexin complex. NCBI's taxonomy places the organism in Eukaryota, Metazoa, Chordata, Aves, Passeriformes, Passeridae. The coding region runs from base 57 to 830 and encodes 257 amino acids. The record is from RefSeq and is a predicted model, not a curated record. Gene Ontology annotation, biological process: cell communication. The transcript has 3 exons.